Messenger RNA from Panicum virgatum (switchgrass), 1063 nucleotides. RefSeq lists its product as uncharacterized. The record is from RefSeq and is a predicted model, not a curated record. The coding region runs from base 542 to 934 and encodes 130 amino acids. The transcript has 3 exons. Gene Ontology annotation, cellular component: nucleus. Lineage: Eukaryota; Viridiplantae; Streptophyta; Magnoliopsida; Poales; Poaceae. Gene Ontology annotation, biological process: DNA replication; DNA repair; DNA recombination. Gene Ontology annotation, molecular function: DNA binding.
GAUCUGCUUCCUGUGGCUCGAUGGCUCAAGGCCGGCCUCCCCACAACCCACAUUCACAUACGCGACCCUUCCUAUAUUCGCCUCUGCCUGAACCUCACGACGCCUCACCUGGCCGCGCUAGAGCCCACCUCCACCUCUACAACUCCGGCGGGGAUGACAUCCCUAGCGACCCCGGCGACCCCAACUCGAGCUGCUCUCGCCAAGGAGGAGCAUGGCGAGGCGCGGUGGUCCAGCGGCAGAUACGCGCUUGCCCAAGCGGAGGCGCGGCGGAAAGAGACACAACGCCCGCGGGUUCGGGUGGCCGAAGAAGGGGCACGCCGCGGCGUGCAGCUUGGUCUCGCCGAACUGGUCCAGGUAGCGGAAGAACUUGAGGACGUGGGCGCCGCUUCACUGCGCCAGGCUCAGCGGCGGCCGGUGCUUCCGCAAGUACUGCCCGAACGUGUUCCAGUCGCGCCGUUUUUGCGCCCCGUACCGGCUCAACGACUGUGGCCCCGAUGCCGCCAUUGCCCACUCCAACGUGGGGCUGUCGGGGUUCGGCAACAUGCCCAUGGAUCAGCUAGCUAGGAAGGAAGAAAAUAAAGCAGCAUACCUCUGUUACUCUGAACUAGCAACAAGAACUGAUCCCAAGCAAAGACCAGGAGUGAAAAAAAGGGGAAACACAAUUGAUUUAUCACUUUCAGGACAAGCUCUUCUAUUCGAUGUUGAGGCAGUCUUUGAUAUUGGCCAGAAUCAUCAUGUUAUAGCAAUAUUUGUGGGCACACUCAUGAAAAUAUAUCGAGAAGAUUACAAGUUCCUCAGUGGAACUUCUGCAUGUCGGUGGUAUAUAAAUGAAAAUGAUAUUCCAGAAAUGAGGACAUCUCAAAGAGGGUAUUAUUUCAGUUCUGAAUUUAAAUUCAGACACCUAUAUCUUAGCCCAAUACUCAUGUUUCGUUAAUUAAUCUGAGUAGUCCAAGGAACAACAUCUCAGAUGCAUAUUACCAAAUGUAUCUCCUACUUGUUCAAAUAUAUUGUUCUGCACAAGUGAUGAAUUCACAGCCUCAGCUAAGCAAUACGGAGUACUAAA